This is a messenger RNA of Penicillium oxalicum, 444 nucleotides long. RefSeq lists its product as uncharacterized. NCBI's taxonomy places the organism in Eukaryota, Fungi, Ascomycota, Eurotiomycetes, Eurotiales, Aspergillaceae. Bases 1 to 444 code for a protein of 147 amino acids. The transcript has a single exon. The record is from RefSeq and is a predicted model, not a curated record.
AUGUAUACAUACUCUCCGCGCGUCCGCCCUGCCCAGACGGUCUCCGUUGACGGCCGGCCCGGGAUGAUGCAAUACGACCGGUGUCAUGCUCAUUUGGGUUGCGAGCGAUUCAACCAGUCAUCCUCAGGUCACACGGGCGUGUUCCUCAGUGCGGCUGGUGAUGGCGACGGAUGGCGACCUGGCGGGGAAUCCAUGAACCAUCCUACCCACUGGCGCCGGGCACGUCUACUUUCAGGGCCAUGGGGCCUCACGAUCAUCCCGAAUAGGCAAUUCACUUCAUGCAUCCUUCUGGAGGGGAGCUGGGACGGGGGAGACGCGGCAGACCUGGGCGAUCUGAAAAUCGGGAAACUCGAUGGACCAGACCUGACAUUUGGAUCAACCAGGAGGGGCCACUGGCUAGCCCAGCCACGAGGGCGCCAGGAAGACGGUGUGAACGGCCUCUGA